Molecule: messenger RNA, 7676 nt
Organism: Dreissena polymorpha
Lineage: Eukaryota; Metazoa; Mollusca; Bivalvia; Myida; Dreissenidae
Exons: 23
Coding region: 448-4137 (1229 amino acids)
Biological process (GO): protein phosphorylation
Cellular component (GO): plasma membrane
Molecular function (GO): ATP binding; protein binding; protein kinase activity
Source: RefSeq, a predicted model, not a curated record
GCCAACUGAUUAGAGACUGUGAUCAGACUACGUAUGUGGCAUGCUCUGUAAACAAUAUUGAUUCCAAUGUUCUUCAUACAAGCAAUCAUCCAAUUAAUAUGUGCAUUUCAUAUAACUUUUAUUGCGAACUUGGGAAAUAAAGAAACAAAGACCAGCAACGUCGACAUAUUUACGGUUUAAGUAGUUAUAGAUGGAAAUACGUAUUUGAAAAAAAAAGUCUACUUUAAAGCAUCACUAUAUACUCUAUCAAAAGUCAAAUUGGCAAUGUUAUCAAAUAUAUGAAACGUGAGCAAGAUUGUCCUAUAUUAGAUUGUAUGCAUCAUCUCGCGAUUCAUUGAUAACGCCCAUGAGAUAUAUAUAUACAAAGUCCACAAGUACGCACCCCAAAUAAGUAGAACGACACCACUGGAUACAUCAACGACAGAAAGCACUAGAUUGGAAGGUACAAUGGCACUGGAUACUUGUUGGGAUGAAACCGAAGUUAAAGACAUUGAAUCACAUUUACAGGAUGGAAGAAUGGUUGAACUUAGCACAUCGUUUCUUAUGCAGUUAAAAAAUUGUUCCGAACUUACUGACAAGGGCGGUGGAUUCGGUAAAAUACGUAUUUCCCGCGAGGUCAUCCCUGGAUUCAAACACCGACUUGUCUUAAAGGAGAUUGGAGGAGACGAUGGGAACAACAAAUCUCACACCCAACUUUUAAGUUCAGUUAAAAAUGAGAAGCUGGCAUCACGCGUCAGACAUUUUGCUAUUGUUCCACUGCUAGCAUACCACGACGACAUUUCGAUUGGGAAAUAUUACUUGAUUUCACCGUAUUUUGAAAAUCAAGACUUGUUCGAUGCAAUACGAUCUGACACUGGGGAACAGAUUAUUCUUGUGUGGAAAACAAGGCUGAAAGUGAUAUACCAGAUAGCCUGUGCAAUAGACUAUAUGCACACACCGAAUUCCUUCCGAGGAACCAUUCUUCAUUUGGACAUCAAGUCAAAAAACAUUGUGCUUGACAAAAUGUACAACGCUAGAUUAAUAGACUUUGGCUUGUCGAGGGAGUCUAAGGCAGGAGGGAAUAUAACGACAGGGCUUUUCUCAGGAACGGAGUUAUACCGACCACAAGGUUGUUACAAACCGAGCCCCAAACUGGAUUAUUAUGCUUUCGGUGUUGUAAUUCGAGAAAUUUUGACCGGUCUUGGUCCAGAUGGUACAGGACCUGAGGAAGCAGGCGCACCUCAGACACCAUUGGGGAAAUUGGAUAAGCGUAAUUUCGAACUUUUGAUACUGAGGCGAAUAUGGAACGUUUGUGUCUGGAAGGAUUUGUCAAUAAUAGCUGAUCGAUGCAUUUCGAGUUGCCACGACAAAAGCAAACAAAUAACGUCAGAUUCAAUGUUAUCGUCAUUGAAGUUGAUUUUAAGAAAAGAAGGACAAAAAGAGUGGACGGUUUUGGGAGACAAUAAGUGCGAAAUAUGUGUGGUAAAUGAACAAAUGGAACAAAAAUAUAGUUUUAUUGGCCCAGUAACAAGAAAAUAUCAUUAUUCUAACUGCACGACACAGAUCAAAACAUGUUGUGCCUGCAUGCGAAACGGGUAUAUUAAUCCAGUCAAGUGUCAAGGGUGCGAUAAAGACGACGAGAUCAAAGCGAUUAUCGGAGAUGGAUGGGGUGCCAUUUUAAUAGCUGGAUAUGACGAAGACAACAGUUUCUUUCAAAAAGAUGUCAAGGUGUUUGCACAUGCUAUAUCAUCGAAGGUUCUACCAUCAAUGUGUGUUAGCACUUGGAUAGUAAUUGAUCCGGCAAGAAAUACAGAACGGCCCGUGUCAGCAAGAAUUGAUGAUGCGUUUGAGGAGAUGGUCAAACGAGAUAUCCACACGUUGGUGUUCCUUUACUCAGGACAUCACGGCAAAACAGGAUUUCAAGUUGGCAUGAACGAAUAUGUCAGCAUACAACUCAUAAACGACAGGAUACAAAAAUGUACAAACAUUAAAAAAGUCAUAGGAUUUAUGGAUUGUUGCCAACCGGAGGAAAUCAAAGUAAACGCAGAACAAAAACUCAUUCAGUUCAACGCAACAAGUAGUGCGAAUGAGGUCAUAUGGAAAAAAGGAAAACCAAGUUAUUUUACCAAGGUGUUGGUACAGGCGUUUACAAUGAAAGCUUCAGGUGGCAAAUGUGAAUGUUCGGGUUGUGAAUGUUGCAUAGAUGGGGACUUCAUAACGAUCGACACAUUAAAGAAUUACAUUGAGAUACAUAGACAAAACGGACUUCUACCUCACGAUCCUCAAUGGUUCGUUAGCAAAAUGGAUUGGAAGAAUGAAUACCUUGCAUACAAUUACACAUACAAAGUGGCAUUUCGUUUCGAAAUUGUACUUCCAAAACCGUUUACGGCAAAACAGGCACACGAGGUUUCGGCAACAACUGUUGUAGACUAUCAGGGCCUGAUACAAAGGAUCCUUUUUCCGAAGUUUGUUAACUUAUUGGGAGAACGACUGAAUACAAAAGGAAAGCAUAUCUCACAUACAAACAAUGAUGUUGAUUGUUUGUGCAUUGUUUAUGAGACGGGCCCCAAAAGUUGUGAAGAGAUAGAUACCAUAGAAACACUUCUACUGGCAUGGAACGCAAAGCGUUUGUUGUUCUGCAAUUUACGGUUCUCUCAGAAAAGCAAUUUUCAUAAACCAUUUGGCUUUUUCUUGGAAAACGGCAAAUCUGUCCAGGAUUGCAUUUAUGAAAACGGUAAAUCUGUAAAGGACUACUUGUAUGAAAAGAACGAAUUUGAGAUGAACGAAAUGGAGAAUAUCUUACAAGAAUUACAAGAUAAACAGGAAAAGUGCGACACACCCGAAAACGCGAUAACAAAUUUUAUUUUAAACGUGUCUUCAUUCAUAAACUGGUGUAAGCAGACCAAGCUCAAGCAUCGAAAAUUAAAAAUUCGCUUCAUUGAUCUCUUUGAGGAAUGUUCCAGCUGCGUCGUUCACCUUUUGUUGAUUGCUCCAGGCGACGCAGGGUUCAGGGUUGGGGACACAGUAGCGAAGGACAAGAAACGCUUCGAGGCAAUCACUGAGGCCAAGGCAGACAAGUACCGUGCCUCCAAACAGAAAAACGCUGAGGUGAUGUGCACAAUAGAUGAACUUAUGGAGUGGUUCACUGAUGAGCAGAAGUUGUUGCAGUCAUGUGAGUCUAUCAGCUGUGAUCCUGCGCGUAUCCAGAAACAGCUGGCUGAACAGAAGGCAAUUAAUGACGACAUCAAUGCCCAGAAAGCCAAGGCCCGCAAUACCAUAGCAACGGGAAAACGCCUAAUUCGAAAGGGCUCCGUGGAGGACGAGACUUGUUUCAACGGUAAAAUGGAGCAACUGAAGCAACAGAGUGACACAGUCGCCAAGCUGGGCACCGUCAGACUGGUACAGCUGAAGCAGGCAUUGCCGAUGUCAAGGAAGUUCAAGGACGCGCACCAGGACCUGGUGAAGUGGUUCCAGGAAGUGGAGCCUAUAAUUGCUGAGCUCGUAGCCAUGUCCAUUAAUCAGGACACCGUGAAGAAACAGCAGGACAAGAUCAAGAUCCUGAAGCAGGACCUGCAGGACAACAAGCCCCUGAUGGACAAGCUCAACAAGACGGGUCUGGACCUUACUAAGCUGGCCAUGAGUCCUGCAGAUGUUGACCUCCUUCAAGAGACCAUGCAGGAUGACAACAGGCGCGUGGAGGACAUACGACGGGGAGUCAGAGAGCGCUCAAUGUCCAUAGAUGAGGCCCUGCAACAGUCUGCUGAGAUCGUGUGGGAUCCCGUGAAGAAGCGCUGGGUGGACAAGAAUGGGGACGACAAGGAGGAGACCCCUACUGCCCCACCCCCCAAUGACCAUGAACUCCCUGGCACAGUGUAUGCAGAAGUUUCCGAGGAGACUGAAACAUUGCAGUUUGACGAAGAGUUUGACGAAGAGUUAAGAGAGGUUGAACCUCCAGACGUAGACCACUUGGAAGACUCUGACACACGGGAAGUGGGAUUUGAUGUAGACAGUGACAAUGCCAGUGACAAUGAGGAUGAGACUGAAGAAGACAUAGAAGAAACUGAAAACGAGCCUCAAUCUGAUGAGGAAAACCCUGAUGAGGAUUUUGAUGAAGAAGAGGUCCAUGUAGAAAUGCUGAAAAAGCUGAUGAAAAUUUGAAGAUAGUACAGAUUUAGAUGGUGUGAAAGAAAGACUGCACGGCGAUUUGGAAAAUGCUCCUGGUGAGAAUUGUGAAAGUGAAUCAGACAGUGACCGACGAAGUAGUGGUGAGGUGUAUCAAAAUGCUUUAGAUGACAAUCGAAAAGUAGUGGAUAAAUAAAAUGUUGAACUGGCAGAAGAUCCUGGUGGAUCUUCUAUAGAUCCAGUAAAGGUUAAUGCAGACAAUGAUGAUUUGAUUAAUAAUUUAAUUGGUGAUACUUAAGAUUAGAUGGUGUUAAAAGUAAACUUGAAGAAAACAUUUCAGGGGAUAUUUUAAAUAAUGACAAAGACUUACAGAUCCUUCUAAUAAUACUAUAAAUAAAGCAGCAGAAAUAAAACAACAGUUGGGCACAAUUCCCACAGCUGAUAGUUCUGUUACCAAUGCAAAUGAUGCAAAUAGUGAAGAAGUUUCAAACAGAGUAAAAUUGAUUGUACACAAAUGGAUAUGUUGACAACAAGAAUAUGUAUGCUUUUAUUUGAUGUUUGAUAACUGAAUCUUAAUGAUAACAACAUGUUUUAGCAGACUUUUGAAGAAGACUGAAUGGUGUAAAGAAAAUUACCAAAUUCCAUGCAAUAAAAGCAUCAUUGGUUUCAAGGUUUGACCUAUAUCAUAUGUAUAUGCAUAUUGGAGUUAGAUUUGUUAUCUUGCUGUUUUGUUAGCAUGUUUAACAGAAGUCACAUAUCUAGUUGGUACAUCUGUUACCCCAUAGCAGUAGUCUAGACGAGAAAUUCAUAUAAUUACAUUGGCAGUUUUAUACAUUUGUUUAUUUGUAUUCUUUGUUUUAUAGAGCUCUAUAUGUACACAUAGAGUUUGUCCUGCAAUUGUUAACAGUGCUUGCACAUAUGUACAUACAUUGAAUAUUUUUAUAUAUAAACAUUACAUAUUAAUGCCAUUGAAUACUGUGUUAAAUGCUUUAUGUGUAUAGGAAUUGUUUGGUUAUAAUUUCUCGCACAGCUGUGAAGUUGGCUUAGAUUUGUUAUCUGUUUGCGUACAAGUAAACUUAGCCAGUCAAGCUCUGUCCUCAUUUGAAAACAUUGAUUAACAUACCGCAGUCGGAUUUCAUCUUUUGGUAUUGUAUCUUAUAAUUAAAAUGAAUUCUAAUUCAUAAGUAAUAACAGUAAGUAGUAACUGUAAGAAACAGUAAGUAAUAAGUGACUCAAAACUAAAUGCAUGCAAUACGAGAACAAACAUCUGUGAUUUCUGAGUGCAAAUUUAAUCUACAAACGCAUUUGGAUACAUGAUAUAUAUCACCACAUACAUGAUGUUAUUUUUUUUCCUUUAAAAAUUUUAGAAACAUAGAUAAACAAUCAACAGUUAAGUGAAAGUUUGGAAGUAUACAGUUGAUGCAUUUUAUGUUUAUUAUGACCGUUUAUAAUAAUAGUCUGUGUGCCAUGGAUGUCUACACAUUGCUCCAUCUCAGUUUGUGUUUUGUGUGUUCAUCUUGGAAAGCAUGUUUUUUGUGGCAAUUGUAUGUACUCAAGAAUAAACAGUUUUGUCAAGAAUAAUACCAUAAUGUAUGAAUUUUAAAUUGAAGUUUUGCGAUAUAAAGGAUAAAAGUAUUAUAUCCUUUGAUAUUGGUGUCUAUAAUUGUGUGGGACUUUUUUCAAGUGAUUCCGCACAUAAUGUUUGAUGUUAAACUAGUAAAUAUCUUGAAAGUGUUGGUGGCAUUUAUGAGGUAUAUAUGUGAAAUCAAAGUCUGUAAAUGUGUCAUUAUAUUAACCAGCUGAAUUAUGUCUGUCAGUAAGAUCAGUGUGACUUUGACAUCAUUUGAGUAGGAUGCAUUAGGUAUGAAUUGCACUUGUCCAUCCGUCCUGUACGUAAGUCCUUACCCUUGUGUUUUUAGAUCCAUCUUUUAUCUAUGGCUUUAUUUCGCUCAAACUUAUACAUUUGAAAAACCUAAAUGUGUGGAUUGGUAUUAAGAAAGAAAUUUUGAAUUUGGCUGAGGUUUGGCAGAAUUAUGGUUUUUGUUUGUUUUUCCAGUAUAGAAUACAUUGUAUCAACGUUUUGUGAGUUCAACUCCUCUUUAGCUACUUUGUGGAUCGCGCUUUAACUGCAUAUGUGUAUCUUAAAGAAAGGAAAUUUUGCGACUUUAAAUUUUGGCAGAAUUAUUACCUGUUUGCCUGUUUUCCCACUGUUGAAUAAAUACUAGUAGUGGAUAUGUCUGUGUCCGAAUGUGUGUUGUGGGGUUAACAGUAAUGUCUGUGUCCGAAUGUAUGUUGUGGGGUUAACAAAAUCUGGGAAACUUUUAUAGUUUAACUAUAUUUAUCAUGUACUUGAUUGUUAUGCCCCCAGAUCAAAUGAUCGGGGGUAUGUAGAUUUUGGCCUGUCUGUCUGUCAUUGUAUGUGUGUUUCCCAAAACUUUACCCUUGGUCAUAACUUUUGCAAUAUUGAAGAUAGCAACUUGAUAUUUUGCAUGCAUGUGUAUCUCAUGGAGCUGCACAUUUUGAGUGGUGAAAAGUCAAGGUCAAGUUCGUCCUUCAAGGUCAAAGGUCAAAUAUAUGGCUUCAAAGCGCAGUAGGAGGAAUUGUGUUUCACAAACACAGCUCUUGUUUUAUAAGGCAGUGUCAUCAAAUUAAGUGUUCAAAUGUCUAAUUUGACUUUGAAUACAUUUUAGUUUGUGCUAAAUUUGUCGAUGAUUAAAAGCAGAAGUUAAAAAAUAUGUCCAAACAAAGCUGAUAUCAGUUUGGUAGUUUAUUAUAGUUAAAAGCAAGUAGUAUUUAAAAGACAUGCUAUAUUGUUGGAAAACGAGAACUACAAUUAUAUAUGUGCAGUUCUGAGUCUGCAUCAUAACGUUCUAAGCAAAAAUGUGAAGGCAUCAAAAACGAAGUUACAGACUAAAAUUGAUGAAAAAAUGCAUGAUUUGAAUAAUUUAAUGCGUAUAUAUGUGCAAUACAUUCAAAAGCUUUCUGUUUGUAGCUUGGUUUUGGUUUCACAUGUUAUAGAUAAAUGUGUAUUUUGUCAAGCAAGAGCAAAAUAGUGUAAGUUCAGUUUAGAUACAUAGAAAAUGUGUGUAUGCCAGUACAUACAUUUUUUUGUUGUUCAAUUCAUUGAAAGAAAUUCAGUUUACAACGUACAGUGUAUACUUUUUGAUGAUAAGUUCUGCUUUAAACAACAUUUGUUAACAAGUUAACCCGUCAAAGAUCGUAAAUGAAAAAUAAAUUCACUUGUUGAUACUGUGUCUUGACAUUCCAGGGAAAUUGUGAUUUUGUUGUUAAAUUUCCCCCUUGUUAGUUUCUGUAUUCGUUAAGACUAACUGUUUGUGGGACGGUUUUAGUUCAUUUGAAUGCAUAUAUAAUUAUAUAUAUAAACGUUUUGCACAGGCAUGGGAUUAAGUGCCCGAUUGUUAUACAUGUUGUUACAUAUUCUAAUAUUAUGUUGUACAGUAUAGCAUAAGAAGUUAUAAUAUUUACCAUGGGCUGUGGCAAUACGUCUUAAUACCUAACAAAUUUCAAUUUGCAACAAUUUUAUGAUAAUUGCAUCAUUAAAAAUGAAAAUAAUA